AUGGAGUCGUUCCACCAGUGGACUCUCCGCCUCUUCUGGAUGAUUGUUCUACGCGGCAUAGCCGCUUCGCACGUAGCUGUCAGUAGGUCAUUGAGCCUCUCGGCGUGCUUUGCAGCGGAGGCGUCGGCCAGCAACGGGCGUGGAGGUCCAGUCAGGUUCCAGAGGACGUUGGCCGCGUCAGGGUUUAACUUUUUGAUGGACCACCCCGGUAGCCGUGUGGACGCUGAUUCGGGCGGAGCUGCAUCAGCCACAGGCAACGUAAAUACGUAG
Messenger RNA from Macrosiphum euphorbiae (potato aphid), 270 nucleotides. NCBI's taxonomy places the organism in Eukaryota, Metazoa, Arthropoda, Insecta, Hemiptera, Aphididae. The record is from the annotation of a GenBank genome assembly.